UUUUUUAUAAUUAAAAAACUUUUAUUAUUUUUUAGCAAUUAUUGGAGGUGGUAUUGGUGGUGCAGCAAGUUCUCAUUUUCUUGCAGAAUUAUUUAAAAAUAAUCUUAAUAUCGAUUUAUAUGAAGCAAAAACUAUCGGUGGACGUUUGGCUACAAUAAAAAUUAAUAAUAAUGAAUUUGAAGCUGGAGGUUCAAUUAUACAUUCUCAAAAUAAAUACAUGCAAGAAUUUGUUAAACUACUUGGCUUAGAACAUAGACCAUUUAAUGAUCAAAAAACAAGUAUUUGGAAUGGCAAUGAAAUUGUAUUUGAAGAAAGUAAAUGGGAAUUAUUAUCACUAAUUAAGUUAAUUUAUAGAUAUGGUAUUCAACCAUUUAGUCUGAAUAGAUAUACAACUUCUAUAAUAAAUAAUUUUGAAAAAAUAUACCAUCUGCAGGAUAGUGGAAAAACUUUUACAAAUAUUAGUAGCUUUUUGUUAUCUAUAAAUACUGAAUUUCCAAAAUUGGUACAAAAAUCUAUUAAAAAUGAACUUUUAGAUCUUGGUUAUUCAGAAAAAAUUAUUAAUGAAAUUGUUAAAACAACAUUGGUAGUAAACUAUGGACAAGAUAUAAAUGUUCAUAGCUUUGUUGGUUUUGUAUCUUUAGCUGGAACAGAUUUUAAUUUAUGGUCUGUUAAAGGGGGAAAUAAAAAGAUACCUGAGCACUUAAUAUAUAGAAAUAAGCAUUUAAAUGUUGUGCCUUCACAUGUAAUUAAAAUUAUUAACAUAUCACAGAAUAAUACUCAAAAUUUAUAUGAAGUACAUUAUUGCAAUCAAGGUAGUACAAUUAUAAUGAAAGCAUUAUAUGAUAUUGUCAUUUUGGCAAUUCCACUUACUCAUGACCAGGAAUUUCCUAUUAUUUUUGAAGGAUUUCCAAAAAAUGAUUUUUAUAGCUUUGAAAAAUAUCAUGAAACUGUAGCUACAUUUGUAAAAGCAGAUUUAAAACCACAUUAUUUUGGUUUGCAAGAAGAAUUAGAUAAUAUUUUAAGUUGUGAUCCUAACAAAACUAUAAUUAAUUCUAUAGGAAGAUUAAAUUCUGUAGAUGGAAUAAUAAAAAAUAGUAAAGUUUGGAAGAUAUUUAGCAACAAACCAUUAAAAUCAAAAAUUAUAAAUGAAAUGUUUUCAAAUAUUCAGGAAACAAAACAGAUUUUUUGGAAAGCAUAUCCUGAAUAUUCAACUAGAAUUCAUGAAGCAAAAUUUAAAUUACAUGAUGCUCUUUAUCAUGUUAAUGCUAUUGAAUGGAUUGCUAGUGCAAUGGAAAUGAGUGCAAUAGGUGGAAGAAAUGUUGCAUUAUUAGCAUAUCAAGAUUUUUUUACAAAAUAUUGUUUUGAAAAAAUUAUAAAAACAGCUUCAUCUGAAAAAACAUCACACAUUGAAUUAUAAUAUAAAAUAUUGUUGUAUGUAUUGUAAAAUACAUGUAAAAUAAUUAGUUUUAGUAAUUAGUUUUAGUUUUAUAAAAAAA
Molecule: messenger RNA, 1496 nt
Organism: Apis dorsata (giant honeybee)
Lineage: Eukaryota; Metazoa; Arthropoda; Insecta; Hymenoptera; Apidae
Product: prenylcysteine oxidase-like
Exons: 6
Coding region: 218-1417 (399 amino acids)
Biological process (GO): prenylcysteine catabolic process; prenylated protein catabolic process
Molecular function (GO): prenylcysteine oxidase activity
Source: RefSeq, a predicted model, not a curated record